Messenger RNA from Cucurbitaria berberidis CBS 394.84, 2442 nucleotides. RefSeq lists its product as uncharacterized. The transcript has 7 exons. Gene Ontology annotation, biological process: cytoplasmic microtubule organization; meiotic spindle organization; microtubule nucleation. The coding region runs from base 1 to 2442 and encodes 813 amino acids. Gene Ontology annotation, molecular function: GTP binding; phosphoric diester hydrolase activity; structural constituent of cytoskeleton. The record is from RefSeq and is a predicted model, not a curated record. Gene Ontology annotation, cellular component: gamma-tubulin complex; cytoplasm; nucleus. NCBI's taxonomy places the organism in Eukaryota, Fungi, Ascomycota, Dothideomycetes, Pleosporales, Cucurbitariaceae.
AUGGAGGACAACUCACUCGACGUACAAACACCAAUUCUCGAAAACAUGGUCGUGGGAGUUCCACCUGUGUUUCAGGGUUUGACGAAACAGCUUGAUAAGAUAGUCGAGCAGCCGUUGCUUGGUCCGAAGACAAGCUUUCCUGCAGCUUCCUUUACAUUCGCACGUAAAGAUGUGUCUGGGGUUCGAAAACCGCAGGCUAUUGCUCAUCGAGGUUACAAAGCCAAGUUCCCGGAAAACACAUUGGGGGCCUUCAAAGGAGCGGUAGAAGUAGGUGCAGAAGGUUUAGAGACAGACAUCCACCUGUCGAGGGAUGGUGUAGUCGUCCUGUCACAUGACAAGGAUCUGAAGCGCUGCUUUGGCCGGAAGGAGAAGAUCAUUGACUGCGACUAUGAGUUCCUGAGUAAACUGAGAACGCUGAAGGAGCCGCAUGAGUCGAUGCCACGCCUCGCUGACUUGCUCGAAUAUCUUGCACAGCCUGGAUUGGAAGACAUUUGGGUAAUGCUCGAUAUCAAGCUGGACAACAACGCCGAUGAUGUGAUGCGCUUGAUCGGUGACACGAUCCGGAGCGUGCAUCCUUCACCAUCUCGGCCGUGGCACCAGCGUAUCGUGCUUGGGUGCUGGGCGGCCAAGUACCUGCCACUGUGCUCGCGCUACCUGCCUGGCUUCCCUGUGUCCCACAUUGGUUUUUCCACGCUCAUUGCGUCGUACUUCUUCACUGUGCCGAAUGUGUCGUUCAAUAUGCAGCAAGGCGUGCUCAUGACACCAUGGGGCCGAUUCUUCAUCCGCAAAGCUCAGCGCGAUCAACGGCCGGUAUAUGCAUGGACGGUGAAUGACGAGUCAAGAAUGCGGUGGGAUAUCCGACAGGGACUUGAUGGGGUGGUUACGGAUGACCCGAAGCUGUUCCUGGAAGUGCGACGUGGAUGGCAUGAGGGAACGAAGGACAGGAUAAGCGUGAGGAUCUGGCUAGAUGUGCUGAGGAUCAACUUCUUUGCCUUGAUUUACACGGUUUUGUUUCGAAUCCUGUUUGGGUUCAGCGAUAAGGAGUCUGUCAAGGUGAAGCCGGCAGCGGAGGAAAUAAUCACGUUGCAGGCUGGCCAGUGCGGCAACAGCGUCGGCCAGCAGUUCUGGCAACAACUGUGUCAGGAGCAUGGCAUCAAUCAGGACGGCAACCUCGAGGACUUUGCGACAGAAGGCGGCGAUCGCAAAGAUGUCUUCUUCUACCAGUCUGACGACACGCGCUACAUUCCACGGGCCAUCCUGUUAGAUCUCGAGCCUAGAGUGCUCAACUCGAUACAGCAGAGCGCGUACAAGAACAUCUACAAUCCCGAAAACUUCUAUAUACACAAGGACGGUACCGGUGCAGGUAACAACUGGGGCAUGGGAUAUAGCAUGGGCGAGCAGGUGCACGAAGAUAUCUUGGAUAUGAUUGACAGAGAAGCCGACGGCUCCGACUCGUUGGAAGGCUUCAUGAUGCUGCAUUCGAUCGCUGGCGGCACUGGCUCUGGCCUCGGAUCGUAUAUGCUUGAGAGGUUGAACGACAGGUUCCCCAAGAAGCUCAUUCAAACCUACAGCGUGUUCCCAAAUACCCAUGACGGGGAUAUUGUUGUGCAGCCCUACAACAGUCUGCUGAGUAUGAGACGGUUGACGCAGAAUGCAGACUCUGUGGUCGUUCUCGACAACGGGGCUCUCUCGAAAAUCGCCGCAGACAGACUGCACGUCAUGAAUCCGUCUUUUGAACAGACAAACCAGCUCGUUUCGACCGUCAUGUCCGCAAGCACCACAACCCUUCGAUACCCAGGUUACAUGCACAACGAUCUAGUCGGCAUCGUAGCAUCGCUUAUUCCUACCCCUCGCUGUCACUUCUUAAUGACCUCCUACACACCUUUCUCCGGCGAGAACGUCGAGCAAGCGAAGACUGUACGCAAAACUACCGUAUUGGAUGUUAUGAGGAGGCUCUUGCAGCCUAAGAACCGCAUGGUUUCCACCAACCCAACGAAGAAGAGCUGCUACAUGUCGAUAUUGAACAUCAUACAAGGAGAAGCAGACCCUUCAGACGUACACAAAUCGCUAAUGCGCAUCCGUGAACGCCGCCUUGCAACUUUCAUUCCCUGGGGUCCCGCCUCCAUUCAAGUCGCUCUAACCAAAAAGUCGCCAUACGUCACCUCCUCACAUCGCGUCUCCGGCCUGAUGCUCGCAAAUCACACAGGAAUUGCUACCCUUUUCAAACGCAUAGUAGCGCAGUACUCGACCCUGAGAAAACGCAAUGCGUUCCUCGAGAGCUACAAGCGGGAAGCGCCCUUUAAAGAUGGUCUCGGCGAGUUUGACGAAGCUAAGGAAGUCGUCCAAGGCUUGAUCGAGGAGUAUGAAGAGGCGGAAGGUGCUGACUACCUUAGCAAGGAGACACCGCCCAACGAUGAGGUGGAGGAUAAGAGAGUCGGCUAA